AUGUCCGGUAAAGUAUUUGUCUUCCCUGGGUCUGCGGAUCCAUAUGAGGUAAAACUGAAGACGUCCAAGAACAGCUUUGGUUCUUUGACCUCCUGUCUGAGGUAUAAGACUGAUCAAACCGACUCACAUCCUCUGCUGUCUUUGUCCACGACAUCAAAUCUAAUCGGUUUCUACGUAUUGGUUUCUGAAGCCAAUAAGAUUACUCUAACCACAGCAGAUACAGAGACCGACUUCAAUUCUCUGGACCUUGCUGGCAACACUUGGCACAGAAUUUGUGCUACCUGGUGCUCAGACACCGGGCUGGGGCAGCUGUGGUUGAAUGGCAAACCCACUAUCAAGAAAUCCACCAGCUCUGGAUCUGUAGUUUCAGGGAGCCCUGAAUUCACUUUGGGCACGGGUCAUACCUCGGCAGCCAUGCCUAUGGAAUUCACGUUUGUUGGAAUGAUCUCAGAUGUCCACACAUGGGACUACGUCCUCUCGCCGACAGAGCUCCAGCACUACAUGGACGACACGGAGUUCAUCACUGGGAACGUGCACAACUGGAGGGCCCUGGACUUUAGCAUCACAGGGAAGGUUUUAGAAGAAGAAGACCUCAUACUCUCCACAGCCAGACGACGAGGAAAACACAUUUUCCACAGUAAGAUGGAGAAAACUUUCUUGAUCACGUUGAUGCUUGCAGCCAGUUGUGUGGCAACUAAAGAUCUGACCGGGAAAGUGUUCGUCUUUCCUGUGGCGAGCCAACGCUAUCACGUGAAACUGUUCACAGACAAGACCUCCUUCAUCGAACUGACCGCUUGUCUCCGGUUCAAGAGUGAUUUGGAGCGGACGUACGCGCUCGUCUCGUUGGCAGUAGACGAGGCGAGAGAUGCGUUUGGGCUCUAUGUGACGAACAGCCCGGGCACCAUGACCAUGGUCGUCCCAGGCUCGACGGCGGAGUUCAAAUUUCUCACGCUUCUGAAAAACACUUGGCACAGCAUUUGCGCUACGUGGUCUUCCACUGACUCGAUCACCCAGCUAUGGCUGGACGGCAAACCGACAGUUAAGAAAGCAACGUCCGCAGAGACUGCCACUACAGGAACACCUGACUUCAUCCUGGGUCAGGGGCACGAGGACCCUACAGGUCUUAAAGAGGACGAAAACCUAGUUGGGAUGAUGUCGGACGUCCACGUUUGGGACUACGUUCUCUCAAAAUACGAAAUCAAACGCUUCAUGGAGGAGAAAAAUUUCACUCCUGGGAACGUGCACAACUGGAAAGCUCUGACGUACGAAAUGACGGGGCAGGUAAUGCUGGAAGACAAAAUCGAUCUGAUGUAACAUCACUUCCCCGCGGAUAGAUCCAGCAAGAUCAAUAAAAAAAAAAUGUUUGAAAGACACAAUAAUGUGAAGAUUGAGAAAAUAUCUUUAAUCCAGAUGAAUGGUUGCCACACUCGAAAUACUGUAUGGCAGGAGAGGCAAAGGCAUGAGAAGGCAUUCGAGCGGCUCUUCUGGAGACAGUGAGUGAAGCAAACACGACAACCAGCUUGUUAACAUUCAAAAUAGAGCGUUCGUUUUUUGUAAGCAGGAUUACUGUCGUAAAGUGCUUCACAACUCAAAAUAUUAAGGCAAAACACCACGAUAUUUUUCUCAACUUUUUAUCACGUUGCAAUUUGGAUUUUUCCUCUUUCCAACGUCAAAUGAAUAACUGCAACUCAGACAGCAGCUGUAGUGGGAUUAUACUCUCAAGGGAAAAUUGAACAACUCUUUAAAAAGGUGAGAAAAAUAUAUUGCCUUUUUUGUUUUGUUUUUUUGCAGAACCUUUUUACAGCAUACAUAGAAAAGCUUGAAU
This is a messenger RNA of Synchiropus splendidus (mandarinfish), 1825 nucleotides long. RefSeq lists its product as uncharacterized. The transcript has 6 exons. The record is from RefSeq and is a predicted model, not a curated record. The coding region runs from base 1 to 1314 and encodes 437 amino acids. Lineage: Eukaryota; Metazoa; Chordata; Actinopteri; Syngnathiformes; Callionymidae.